AUGGAGAUGCUGGCGAGCGCCUCGGAGGGCGUCAUGGGCGCCCUCGCCGAGAAGCUCAAAGCGCUCCUUGGCAACGAGUACGCGCUCCAGGCCGGCGUGCGUGGCGACAUCAGCUUCGUCCAGUCCGAGCUGCGGAGUACGCACGCCUUCCUCCUGGACCACGCGAGCAUCGGUGGGGAUACCUGCCAUGGUCAAACACUUCGUCUCCACUCUCAUGGCUCGCCGCAAGAUCGCCGAGCAAAUGGGCGGCCACCGAGCCGGGCGCUCGAGGUGAGCGAUCGGCGCAAGAGGUGUGACCUCUCGGUGCCCUCCGACGCUCCCAGCCCCGCUGUCGAGUUGCCGCCCACGGCAUACGCUGAGACGACCAAUCUGGUUGGCAUCGACGGCCCACGCGAUGAGGUCAUUGGUAAGCUUAUGAGUGUCAGAACAAAUCAUGCAUCUGGCCGCCGUCGCGUGGCCUCCAUGGUUCGAUUUGCCGGCGUGGGAAAGUCCACCCUGGCCAUGGCCGUGUACGAAAGCCUCGAAUGCCAGUUUCAGUGCCGAGCAUUCGUCACCGUGUCCAGGAAAUUUGACAUCAGAAGGGUUCUCAAGGACAUGCUACAGCAGGUCAUGAUCAGUACUGGGAGUUCCUCCAUGCUGGAUCCGGCCAUGUCAGGUGUUGAGACAUGGGAGGUCAGGCAGUUCGCGGACAAGCUCAGAGAUAAUCUGCAGGACAAGAGGUGA
Molecule: messenger RNA, 723 nt
Organism: Phragmites australis (common reed)
Lineage: Eukaryota; Viridiplantae; Streptophyta; Magnoliopsida; Poales; Poaceae
Product: disease resistance protein Pik-2-like
Exons: 2
Coding region: 1-723 (240 amino acids)
Molecular function (GO): ADP binding
Source: RefSeq, a predicted model, not a curated record